This is a messenger RNA of Vicia villosa (hairy vetch), 770 nucleotides long. RefSeq lists its product as uncharacterized. The record is from RefSeq and is a predicted model, not a curated record. The coding region runs from base 36 to 446 and encodes 136 amino acids. Lineage: Eukaryota; Viridiplantae; Streptophyta; Magnoliopsida; Fabales; Fabaceae. The transcript has 2 exons.
UAAUCCUUUGUUGACUUGUAUGCUUCAUUGCAACAAUGGGAAACUGCUUCACAAACAACAAAAUAUCAACACAAGAAGAUCAUGAAAGCUACAACAAUCAAACAAAAGUUGAGAAGAUGAAAACAUCUUCAUCGUUGAAGUUCGAACCGAAGCCGAGGAAAGAAAAGAAGAAUAAGAAAGUAAGGUUUGAGAUACAAAAUGAUGAAGAAGUUGAUAGAAGAAGUGAUGGUAAUAAUUCUAGAAAUGUGAGGAGGAUUAGAGUGGUGAUGACUCAAGAAGAGUUGAAAAAGAUGUUGAGUUGCAAAGAUGAAUAUGAGAACACUACAUUGGAGCAACUACUUGGUGUUAUGAGGUUAAGAGGAGGGAAAAUUUGUAAACAUGAUUUGGGUGUAGAUUCUUGGAAGCCUGCUUUAGAAAGCAUUCCAGAGGAUCGAUUAAUUAAGUAGUGAUAUGUUUUGUUAAUGAUAACUUUGUGUAGAUGAUAAUAAUGAUUUUUUUUUUAUUUGUUUUAUUUUUGUAAGCCAAUGUAUUGAUUUUUCAUUUUAGUUGAUGUAGGAGUUUGACUAGAAUCCCAUAUCAAUUGGAGGGGUUUUAAUUUGGGUUUAGAAGAAAAAAACUAAUUAAAGUGGGAUGAAUAAUAUGCUGAUUGUUUGGAAUGAGGUCUUGAUUCUACAAUUUCAUGCUCUUUGAAUGUUUAUUUCUGUUAACAAAUACAUUAUUAAUCAUUAACAUAAACAUAACUGAUGUUUUGGCCAAACAAAACAGUACAC